GUCAAACAGGGACCAAGGCCAAGACUUUCGAAUGAAUGAAUACUUUGCCGCUAGCAGAGUAGGCGCUCGCGGAGUUGGAAGACAAAUCACAAUCACAUGGUCAUUUCAUUGCUCUAUGUCAGCUUCGUCAUCAUCAUGACCUUUCGAAUUACAACAUGACCAGCCUCGAGAGCAAGUACAUCAAAAUCUCCAGUCCUGCUCCGCAUGUGUUAUUGUUAGAGUUAAACAGACCUCCAGUCAACGCAUUCAGUACAGAAUUUUUGAAGGAGUACGGAUGUACAUUCGACGCACUCUCAAGGCAUCCAGAUGACAUCCGCGCUGUCGUCCUUUCGUCCGCACUUUCCAAUAUAUUCUCUGCAGGGAUCGACUUCCAGGGACUCGUGAACCUAGGUGCCAACGACACCAUAGACCCCGCACGUCGCGCCCUUCUCAUCCGCGACGACGUCCUCGACAUCCAACACGCCGUAACAGCACCAGAGCGGUGCCCAAUUCCCGUCAUAGCAGCAGUGCAUGGGAUCGUGGUUGGUCUGGGGAUAGACAUCAUCUCCGCGUGCGACGUCCGAUAUGCAGCAUCAGAUGCGAAAUUCUCUAUCAAGGAAGUCGAUAUGGGGCUGGCGGCUGAUGCUGGGACGCUAGCCUAUUUACAGAAGAUUACGGGGAAUGUUUCAUUGGCUCGCGAGCUGGCGUAUACUUCACGGACGUUCUCGAGUGACGAAGCGGAGAAACUUGGCCUUGUUUCUAGGGUCGUUCAAGGGGGGAGGGAUGCAGUCGUGGCUGCAGCAUUGCAAUUGGCCAAGGAUAUCGCUUCGAAGAGUCCUGUUGCAGUGUCUGGGACAAAGCGCCUCCUCCUGCACGCCAGGGAUCAUAGCGUCGCUGAGAAUUUGGAGUACACGGCAACUUGGAAUUCAGCUGCGCUUCAGGCUAUGGACUUGAAGCAGUCGGUCAAAGCGGGAAUGGCCAAAUCAAAGGAGUCCCCGAAGUUCUUGCCGUUAAGGCCCAAGCUCUAGUUAUCCGAGUGCGCUAUGUUUCAGUCUCUACGCCUUUCCCGAUCUCUUCCGCUAAUGAUAAUUUGGAAUUUACAUUUGACAUGAUAUGAAAAAUACAAAUGAGUUUUUCGAGAUA
This is a messenger RNA of Suillus bovinus, 1122 nucleotides long. Its product is annotated as Delta2-dienoyl-CoA-isomerase. Bases 156 to 1007 code for a protein of 283 amino acids. The transcript has 8 exons. The record is from RefSeq and is a predicted model, not a curated record. Gene Ontology annotation, molecular function: delta(3,5)-delta(2,4)-dienoyl-CoA isomerase activity. Gene Ontology annotation, cellular component: mitochondrion. NCBI's taxonomy places the organism in Eukaryota, Fungi, Basidiomycota, Agaricomycetes, Boletales, Suillaceae.